Rana temporaria (common frog) is the source of this 2190-nucleotide messenger RNA. Its product is annotated as xaa-Pro aminopeptidase 2-like. The record is from RefSeq and is a predicted model, not a curated record. Gene Ontology annotation, molecular function: metalloaminopeptidase activity. NCBI's taxonomy places the organism in Eukaryota, Metazoa, Chordata, Amphibia, Anura, Ranidae. The transcript has 22 exons. The coding region runs from base 55 to 2073 and encodes 672 amino acids.
UCUGCUUCCAGCUGGAUCAAGAGGGGGCUCAUAUCUCCGGAGGAGGAGGACACAAUGGGGCUCCUGUGGAUGGUGGGACUCUGGACGUUCCUCCAAUGUGGGUACACAUCAGCGAUCCCCAAGGGGCCCCGAGACUCGACCAUGAGAGACUGCUCUGCAAACCCUCCGUAUAUUCCUCCCACUGCAAAGGUUUCCACAGAAGAUCUGAGCAAACUCCGCCAGGAAAUGAGAAACCACAACCUCAGCGCUUACAUCAUCCCUCCGACUGACCCCCACCUGGGAGAGUACACUGCCAACCAGGAGAAGCGGAGACAAUGGCUGACCGGAUUCACUGGAUCUUCAGGCACAGCUGCGGUGACUUUGACCAGAGCGGCCGUGUUCACCGACAGCCGCUAUUGGACGCAGGCCGAACGCCAGAUGGACUGCAACUGGGAGCUGCAAAAGAGCGUGUCGGCUCCGCCCAUUGUGUCCUGGAUCCUGGAAGAGGUGCCCGAUGGGGGACUAGUUGGCUUUGAUCCUUUUAUCUUAUCUAUCAGUGAAUGGGCUUCGUAUAACGAUGCAUUUGAAGGUUCUGGAAGAACUCUACAAUCCAUUACAACCAAUCUGGUGGACGUGGUGUGGGGGAACCAGCGCCCCCCUCUGCCCGAAAGUGAAAUCUAUUCAGUGCCCGAUGACUUUGUGGGAGGCACUUGGCAGGAAAAAGUGACCAAUAUUCGGGAUCAGAUGGAGAAACACAACCAGAAGCCGACCGCUGUCCUCCUCUCCACCCUGGAGGAAACUGCAUGGCUCUUCAAUCUCCGAGGACAAGACAUACCAAACAACCCCUACUUCUACUCCUACACGCUGCUGGCCAAAGACUCCAUCAGGUUGUUUAUGAAUGUCAGUCGUAUCACCGACACCAUCCGAAAUUACCUGAGCAACAACUGUCCCGGGUCCACCUGCGUCGAGAUCCUGGAGUACGACAAAGUCCGGGACGCCCUCACAGACUAUGUGAAGGGGGAUGUGAAAGUUUGGAUUGGAUCUGAGUACACCAAUUAUGGAGUGUAUGAAAUGAUACCCAAGAGUAAACUUUUAUCGGAGAGUUUCUCUCCAGUUCUGAUGACAAAAGCUGUGAAAAAUGAAAAGGAGCGGAGACUGAUGAAGGACUGUCAUAUCCGGGACGCUGUGGCGGUCAUUGAAUAUUUGGCCUGGUUGGAGAAAACCGUCCCCACCAAUACAGUGACGGAACUGAGCGGCGCAAGUUUUGUUGAUGGACGCCGAGAGAAGCAGCAGUAUUAUAAAGGUCCAAGUUUUACCACCAUCUCCGCCGGCGGACUGAACGCGGCUCUUCCACAUUACAGGUCCACUAAUGAAACCAACCGGCCGCUGAGUGUGAAUGAAAUCUAUCUGGUGGAUUCCGGGGGACAAUACUUCGACGGAACAACGGACAUCACAAGGACGGUGCACUGGGGGACACCCACCGCCUUUGAAAAGGAAGCCUACACUCGGGUCCUGAUCGGAAAUAUUGAGCUGAGCCAACUUGUAUUCCCACCAAGGGCAUUAGGAAUUAACAUCGAAUCGAUCGCCCGGCGCGCCCUGUGGGAGGCGGGUCUGAAUUUUGGGCACGGGACAGGACACGGCAUCGGAGUUUUUUUUUCUGUUCAUGAAUGGCCGGUUGGAUUGCGGGCUGGGAAUAUUGCUUUUACCAAAGGAAUGUUCACAUCAAUUGAACCGGGCUACUACCAUGAAGGACUUUUUGGUAUCCGUAUCGAGGACAUUGCGGUGGUGGUGGAAGCAGAUACAAAGCACAUGUUUGGAGGAGAGAAAUAUUUGACGUUCGAGAAGGUGACUUUAGUGCCGUAUGACCGAAAUCUGAUCGACACCAGUCUGAUGACAGAUGUGCACCUCAAGCAUGUAGACCAACACUACAAGAAGAUCAGAGAGGUGAUGCUGCCGGAGCUGCAGAGGCAGGGCCGCCAGGAGGAGUACAAGUGGCUGGAGAGGAACACGGAGCCCCUGUCCCCGGGGACAGCCGUCACCGUCUCUCUGGGUGUUCUGUCCGCAUCUCUCCUUGUCAGUCUGUUCCUCCAGUAGACGGGAGCCUGACGCCGAUCACCCGCGCCGCGCCGCGCCACAUACCAGGACUGGCUUCAAUCAGAGCUUUUUUAAGGCCCAAAAAAGAUAAACUAUUAAAGUGACUUUUCUAUUAUA